AUGCUGUAUGGUGAGGAGUUUGUAGUUUACAAUGUACACAGCUUGGUCCAUUUGGCUGCAGAAACAGAAGUGUAUGGUAGUUUAGAUGCAUGUAGUGCCUUUGAAUUUGAGAACUACAUGCAGCAACUAAAGAAAAUGGUUCGAUCAGGAAAUAAUCCUAUUGUUCAGAUUGCAAAACGUCUAGGCGAAUUGUCCUUGAGUAAGAUUGGUGAGCCUGAAGAGAAAAAUGUGAUCAGUGUCAAAAAGGCAAAUGAAGUCUAUGUUUUAAACGAACACUCGUGUUGUGAGGUAAUAGAAACGACCAUCGUGCAGACUGAACGUCAUUUUACAUGCCGAGCAUACAAAACUACCGCAUUGUAUCAUUCUCCCUGUGAUUCUCGGCUUGUUGGUGUGUACAAGGCCAAUGCAGAACAAACCACCAUCAAAGUUCUCACAUCUGGUCAAAAAAGCGAUCAUGUUUCACCUUGGACAAAAUAA
Messenger RNA from Paramuricea clavata, 477 nucleotides. Lineage: Eukaryota; Metazoa; Cnidaria; Anthozoa; Malacalcyonacea; Plexauridae. The record is from the annotation of a GenBank genome assembly.